Molecule: messenger RNA, 2550 nt
Organism: Dermochelys coriacea (leatherback sea turtle)
Lineage: Eukaryota; Metazoa; Chordata; Testudines; Dermochelyidae
Gene: GGNBP2
Product: gametogenetin binding protein 2
Cellular component (GO): cytoplasm; nucleus
Source: RefSeq, a predicted model, not a curated record
AUGGCGCGGCUGGCUGCAGUUUGCAGAGACGGGGAAGGAUUUCCCUUCGAAAAAAGGCAGAUCCCCCUCUACAUAGAUGACACCCUUACAAUGGUGAUGGAAUUUCCCGAUAAUGUGCUAAAUCUUGAUGGACAUCAGAAUAAUGGUGCACAAUUAAAGCAGUUCAUUCAGCGACAUAGUAUGCUUAAACAGCAGGAUCUAAAUAUUGCCAUGAUGGUGACAUCGCGUGAAGUCUUGAGUGCGCUUUCUCAGCUUGUCCCAUGUGUUGGCUGUCGUCGUAGUGUGGAACGUCUGUUUUCCCAGCUCGUUGAGUCUGGAAAUCCAGCACUUGAGCCCCUUACGGUAGGGCCAAAGGGAGUCCUUUCUGUAACUCGAAGCUGUAUGACUGAUGCAAAGAAGCUUUAUACUCUAUUUUAUGUGCAUGGGUCCAAAUUAAAUGAUAUGAUAGAUGCAAUUCCAAAAAGUAAGAAGAACAAGAGAUGUCAAUUGCACUCCCUAGACACGCACAAGCCAAAACCUUUGGGGGGUUGUUGGAUGGAUGUGUGGGAACUCAUGUCCCAAGAAUGCAGGGAUGAAGUCGUUUUAAUUGAUUCUAGUUGUCUUUUAGAAACAUUAGAAACAUAUCUGCGAAAACACAGGUUUUGCACUGACUGCAAAAAUAAAGUGCUUCGGGCAUACAAUAUUCUUAUUGGUGAACUAGACUGCAGCAAAGAAAAGGGAUAUUGUGCUGCACUUUAUGAGGGUUUGCGUUGUUGUCCACAUGAACGUCAUAUACAUGUAUGCUGUGAAACGGACUUCAUUGCACAUCUCUUGGGUCGAGCUGAACCAGAGUUCGCAGGAGGACGAAGGGAAAGGCAUGCUAAGACAAUAGACAUAGCCCAAGAAGAGGUUUUGACUUGCCUGGGUAUUCAUCUUUAUGAAAGACUACACCGAAUCUGGCAAAAGCUACGGGCUGAAGAACAGACAUGGCAGAUGCUUUUUUACCUUGGUGUUGAUGCUUUACGGAAGAGUUUUGAGGUGGCUGUGGAAAAAGUGCAGGGUAUUAGUCGAUUGGAACAACUCUGUGAAGAGUUUUCAGAAGAGGAAAGAGUACGAGAACUUAAACAAGAGAAGAAGCGCCAAAAACGGAAGAAUAGGCGGAAAAAUAAGUGUGUGUGUGAGAUUCCUGCUCCCUUACAGGCAACAGAAGAGAAAGAAAUAAGUCAGGAGAAGGAAAACGCAGACUUCAUGGACAAUAGUUGCAAAGCCUGUGGUAGUACAGAAGAUACUAGCAGUUGUGUAGAAGUAAUUGUUACUAAUGAAAGCACUUCAUGUACCUGUCCCAGUAGUGGCACUCUUUUGGGUUCGCCUAAAAUAAAGAAAGGUUUAUCUCCACAUUGUAAUGGUAGUGAUUGCGGCUAUUCAUCUAGCAUGGAGGGCAGUGAAACGGGAUCUCGGGAGGGUUCAGAUGUAGCCUGCACUGAAGGCAUUUGUAACCAUGACGAAAAUGGUGAUGAAUCAUGUAUCCACCGCUGUGAGGAUAAAGAGGAGGAUGGGGAUAGUUGUGUGGAAUGUUGGGCUAAUUCUGAAGAGAAUAACACAAAAGGCAAAAACAAAAAGAAGAAAAAGAAAAGCAAAACUUCGAAGUGUGAGAACGAGCAUAAGCGUGGAAGUUGUAUUGCGGACCCGAGUAGCCGGGAGACCUCAGGAAAUACCGUGUGCAGAGAGUUUCCCCUUGACAAGCCCAAAGACCCCCAGGCUGAAAACUGCUGCAGUUCAGAAAAAAACGGGCAGCAGCUGCCUUGGUUUGACCCCAGGAAAAAGGUGUCACGAUUUGCAGAAACUCCAGAACCCUCGCUUGCUCCUGAUGUGGGAAAGGGCGCCAAGAGCUUAGUGGAACUCCUUGAUGAAUCUGAAUGCACUUCUGAUGAGGAAAUCUUUAUCUCACAAGACGAAAUACAGUCAUUUAUGGCAAACAACAAGUCUUUUUACAGCAAUAGAGAACAGUACCGACAGCAUCUGAAGGAGAAAUUUAAUAAAUACUGCCGCUUAAAUGAUCACAAGAGGCCCAUUUGUAGUGGUUGGUUGACAACAGCUGGAGCGAACUAAAUACAAUAAAAUAGCUCUUUCAUUGAAAUCCUCAAGAUGACGACUGCGCCUUCUCUUUCGAAACCUUAAUUUAGUGACUCAUGGCAAAAUUUUAUCUUAAAAUCAAUGUGAUCCUUUUUUUUUUUUUUUCUUCUUUUUUUUUUUUUUUGGUGGGGAGAUUGGUGGAGGUGGUUUUGUUAAUUUUGAUCUUUCUUCAGGCUUGUUUCUUUAGUUGAGUAGCUGUGCAAGCCUCUCAUAAUUUAUGCCAUCUCUUUUCAUUACAUGUUUCUCUUACUGUGAGACUUACAAAAAGCAACCUAGUGGCAAAGUAAUGUUGUACCUAUAAUUCUGUACAGAAUGACAAUGAGCUGAAUAUAAGAUUUUACAAAUAGACAUCCAUUUGCAAAAUGUUUUGGAUGUAAUAUGUUAAAGCGCAAUGUGCAAAAUUUAAAUAAAGAAUAUUUAUUAAUAUGCAUAGUAAAA